AUGCCUACUAGUGCCGCAAAGGUUCUGGGAUGGACAAUGAAGAAACCGUUUAAGAACUACGGCAAAAAGUACGCUUCAGAUGGAUUUACUGCUUAUUGGCUGGUUGAACUGGAUGAUAGACAACCAGAGGAUCCUGUUCUGAUAUUCUGUCAUGGAGGUGGAUUUGUAUUUCCGCUAUCUCUUCCCCAAGUUUGGUUGUUGACUGCUAUCGUGAGAGCAUUCCCUAGCGUAAGAUUAAACGUCUUGAUAUUGGACUAUUCAUUGUCACCAGAGCAUAGAUACCCAACACAAAUCGAAGAAAUUGCUUCUCUUUAUCGCCAUUUGCUUGAUGUUGAGGCAUGUGAGAAUAUUGUGCUUGCUGGUGAAUCUUGUGGAGGAAAUUUGAUACUUGCCUUGUUAGCACAUCUAAAGCAUGGGUUUCCGACCGCAAGUCCCACUACAAGUAAAUGCAAGGACACUGCUGUCAAGGGAGCCAUACUCAUAUCACCAUGGGUUAAUCUUGCAAUAGAAGCAGUUGUCCACGAUGCAGACUCUUCAUAUGUAAAGAAUGCUCAUGAGGAUAUUUUAAAUACUGAACGGUUAUGCUUUUGGGCAAAUGAGUAUUGCCCAGACAAACUUACAAGACAGACGUCUCCUUGGGUUAGCCCUGUCUUAUUGAUAAAGGAAAACAUUGGCUUUUGGGAAAAUGUAUUACCAGCGCGUACGUUGAUCACCUGGGGAGAAGAAGAACUUAUGAAAGACGAUGUAGCGCGCUUUGCGUCCAUGACCAACAUAAGCAAUGCGUUCGAAGUUCCCAACGGUGUUCACGUUGAUGUAUUAUUUCAGUCAAAGUCUCCCGUCUAUGAUAAGAUAAUAGCAUUUCUGGAAGGAGUGUUUGAAGCAAAAUCUGUCGAUUCUAGUACUAGUACUAUAUUAUGA
Molecule: messenger RNA, 918 nt
Organism: Sugiyamaella lignohabitans
Lineage: Eukaryota; Fungi; Ascomycota; Dipodascomycetes; Dipodascales; Trichomonascaceae
Gene: SAY1
Product: Say1p
Exons: 1
Coding region: 1-918 (305 amino acids)
Source: RefSeq, a predicted model, not a curated record